Molecule: messenger RNA, 3705 nt
Organism: Odontomachus brunneus
Lineage: Eukaryota; Metazoa; Arthropoda; Insecta; Hymenoptera; Formicidae
Product: G2/mitotic-specific cyclin-B-like
Exons: 11
Coding region: 426-2735 (769 amino acids)
Biological process (GO): endoplasmic reticulum unfolded protein response
Cellular component (GO): nuclear envelope; endoplasmic reticulum tubular network; membrane
Molecular function (GO): kinase binding; NAD+ poly-ADP-ribosyltransferase activity; protein serine/threonine kinase activator activity
Source: RefSeq, a predicted model, not a curated record
AGAAUUAGUUGCACAAUUGGAUUUUUGUUCGUUACAAUUGAGGAUUGUGGAAUGUUAUCAAAUAAUUUUUAGAAAUGCAUAGUUUUGGAAUUCUUCAUAAUGUUGUGUUAAAAGACAUUUGCUAAUAUAUUUUGUCUAACUAUAUGUGAAAACUAUAUACGGUUAUAAAAAUUGAUCUCUGUUUGAGACGAAUGUCACUAGAGUUAGUCUGCCGAUUGAAUGUCCCUAGAGGCCAAUAGACUCCAUGUGGGUUCUGUCAAGUGUUACGUACGCAUAUCUGUUACUUCUGUAACUCAAACUCUGUACUGAUUUAUCUAUUAUUAUUAAAAUUAAAUUACCAAGUAUGUUAGUAAAAACAUUCUGGUGCACUGGAAAUAACAAAGGAACACAUGCAUCAUUACAUAACAGUGUGCAGUAGUAAAUAAAUGAUAAUGGCACACACCAGUAAAAACUAUGAAACAUUCAAAGACGCAAGAUUAAGACAGAAUCGGCAAUAUAACAUUCCAGAGGAUAAGAGUGUAGCACAAACAGGCUUAGACAUAUUAUACACAUCUCAAGUGGACCGUAACAUAACUGAUGAAAAUGUGGAAAAAAAGAUAUCGUUGUUGAAACACUUAUUGGAAAAAGAUUUGAAAGCUGCUGACUUUAAGUGGUCUCUUUUUGUAGCAGCGUCCAACACUUAUCGCUAUGAUACUUGCUUAAAACCAUUUCCACCUAUGUAUAUUAAAAAUGAAUGCAAAGAUAUUGAAGCAUUGAGGAGAGCCAUAGAGUCAGUUCCUCCUUUGUCCGUGAUAUUCAAAGAACUCAAUACAGCUGGUGUGUAUGAGAACUAUCGUGAGAUAAUAGAAUUAUUGUACUGGGUAUUGUUAAGAUUAAGAGAUCCACAUAUCAAGAGCGUACAGAAAGAAUAUUACGAUUGGGUACUGAAGAAAGUACCACUGGAAAUGCCAGCUGCAGCGCCAAAUCUUAUAUUCCAAGUAGAGAAUAUAAAGCAAUCUACGGCAGAAGAAAAGUGGAAAUCGAGCAGAAAUGGUCAUUCGACAUUUUAUGCGUACCAUGGAACACGUUUGGAAAAUUUCCAUUCUAUCGUGCAUUAUGGUUUGCAACAGAACAUGUGCAAGAGGUCGGAAUUUGGCAAAGGAAUAUAUCUUUCGAGCGAAUUAGGAGUGAGUUUACCCUACAGUCCUGUAGGUUAUGGAUGGGGAGGUAGCAUUCUUGGAAGUGAGAUAAGUUGCAUAGCGCUUUGUGAACUGAUCAAUCAUCCUGAUAUAAAGAGAGGAGACUCCAAUAAUGAUGCGCAAAACACAUUGGAGGAUUCCAUGGGUGGUAGAAUACCAGACAAAUAUUAUGUGGUAACAAACAGCGACUUAGUAAAAGUACGUUAUUUGCUUGUCUAUGCUCAAGAUGUCCAAACGACCAGCUCUACCGAUAAUUCCGGAUUGCUCUCAUGGUUCAAGCAACACAAAUUGCUGACAUUCAUUGCGGUUAAUCAAGAAAAUGUUAAAAACCUCAAGCCUUCGGUAGCAAUUUUACCAACAAAAACAAAAAGACCAGUACUACGUGAGAUAAGCAACAAGGUCAACACGUUAAGGGGCGUAGAGCCUAUAGAUAGGACUAGUUUAUUGCAAAAGGAUAAAAAGAUGGUGACAGUGGCAGCGCAGAAGCGGCAACCUGUGAAACGUGAAGCAAAAGAGAAAAUUCCAGAGAAGUCACCACAAAAUACCAGAGAAGUUCAAGUUGUAAAGCCAGUCGUCAAGACUGUAGUCCAGUCCAGUGAAAGCAAUGUAUGCGAUGAAGAUCCCACAUCGAUGAACAUUUCUGAUAAAAAGGUAGAAACACCCAAGGCAUUUUCGUCAGACUUGAUUUAUGAGGACAUUGAUGAACAAGAUGAGAAAAACCCCAUCCUGGUUUCUCUUUAUACUAAUGAGAUACAUGAAUAUCUAAGAGGAUUGGAAAAUAAAUAUCCCAUUGAGAGAAAAUUUCUAACGGGUCAAGAAGUUACUCCAAAAAUGAGGAGUGUGCUAGUAGACUGGUUAGUCGAUGUUCAUCAACAAUUUCGAAUGAUGCAAGAAACCUUGUAUCUCACAGUCGCAAUUAUCGAUCGCUUUUUACAGGCUUACCGAACAAUAGAUAGGAAAAGAUUGCAGCUAGUAGGUGUAACAGCAAUGUUUAUCGCUAGCAAAUAUGAAGAAAUGUAUUCUCCGGAUAUAAGCGACUUUGUAUACAUAACGGACCAAGCGUACACAAAGUCGGACAUAUUAAAAAUGGAAAUGGUUAUCGUAAAACACUUGAAUUUUUCUUUCGGCCGACCACUGCCGCUACAUUUCCUGCGAAGAUACAGCAAAGCCGGAAAGGCGCUCCCUAUACACCAUACCAUGGCGAAAUAUUUCCUGGAGCAAAGCUUAAUUCACUACAAUAUGUGUCAUUAUCCACCUAGUCUCAUCGCCGCAGCAGCAAUAUAUCUAGCGUUUAUAAUUAUCGGUAAUGAUGAGCAAGACGAAGGCAAAAUAAUCUGGACAAAUACUUUAGCACACUACAGCACCUAUUCUAAGGACGAUGUGUUACCUGCCGUACGUGAUAUAGCUGUCAUAAUAACUAACGCAGAAACAAGUAAAUAUCAAGCUGUAAGGAAGAAGUACGUUCAUUCGAAAUACUUUGAGAUCAGCGUUCGGCCAGAACUCAAGUCACCAACUCUCUUAGCCAUCGCGAAAGCGAACGAUAAUGCUUUCAUAUAACGCUUGUUCGUGACAUUAAGAUGUUGAGAUAUUUUUUCAAUAAGGUAUUUGUCUAUUGAAUGUUAUGUGAAUGAAUCAGACUGUGAGUGUUGGUAUGAUACACGAGAGAUUGCAUCAUUAUCCCGAUAAAGUAUAAACUUUAUCACAAAGUGAUGAAUGUCGCGUGGAUUAGACAUUUAAUACACGAAUUACUUAUUGAAGAGCACAAUCUCGAGUUUAUAAACUACAAACUAAAGAACAACGAGGACGUAUUUAGAGAUUAUAUACAGAAGUUUGUUAGUGUAAACAUUAAAAAAUUUAGUCAGGUAAUACUGAUGGACUUUAUUUUGGACUGCCAUAGAGGUACUAGGUACAGCAGAAAUCAUAAAAUAUAUCUUUUAUAAUAGAGUAUUAAGUAACUUUUAGUUUUUAUUCUCCCCUAGCUGAUUAUACAAAUAUUUUAAUUUUGAUAUAAGUCCUACAACGAUACUUUUAAUGUUGCCAUAUGAAAAUAUGAGAGUAUUCCAAACGUAUACUUCAAUUCUUUUGUGCUUUUAUAUUCAUAUUUUCUAAAAUAUAGUCUAUUUUCAAUUAGUAUGAGAAUACAUUCUUAGUUUCGUCUGCACUCAAAGUUCAAAUGGAAGUUGUAUAACAAUUAUGUACAAAAAUUAAAAAUAAACACUAAGGAUCUUUCUGGAGUUAUCUAUCUAUUGUUCACGAACUUUUUUAGUGUCGUGAUAAAAAAAGAAUUUUGCAAGAUCCUACUAUAAGGAUAUAUCAUUAUUUUAUCACUAUCAUAUUUUAGCACUAUGUUCUAUCAGUUAUAUCUUAUAAUGUGUACAUAAGAAAUUUACUAGAUUCGCUAAAGUGUAUGAUCAUAAUUGAUUUUGUACUGAAAAAUUAGUUAAGAAAUCCUAAUAUAAAAAAGAUAUGAAUCCUAAAUUUUAUUUCGACUUUAAUUCAAUCUCUAAAUCUGAAAUAUAUAUAUAUA